Penicillium mononematosum is the source of this 267-nucleotide messenger RNA. RefSeq lists its product as uncharacterized. NCBI's taxonomy places the organism in Eukaryota, Fungi, Ascomycota, Eurotiomycetes, Eurotiales, Aspergillaceae. The record is from RefSeq and is a predicted model, not a curated record. Bases 1 to 267 code for a protein of 88 amino acids. The transcript has a single exon.
AUGAAGCUUCUACCUACGUUGGUUAUUCUUACUGCGACUGCCUCUGCCUGCAGUGGCCCUGCCUUCCGUUGCAAGAAGGCCCAAGGAACUAAAGCUGGCGACUAUACCAGAACGUCCGAGAUCUGCGCAGAAAUAGGCAAUGGCGCAGAUUUGUGCUAUUGCUAUGGGGCAGCUGAAGAAUACUGCUCGCUUGCGAGUGGUGCAGAUGUGGCAAAGUUCCAUGAUUACUGUGAAGCGGACCCUGGUUGGUAUGCUUCGGCCUGUUAA